Molecule: messenger RNA, 714 nt
Organism: Pediculus humanus corporis (human body louse)
Lineage: Eukaryota; Metazoa; Arthropoda; Insecta; Psocodea; Pediculidae
Exons: 6
Coding region: 1-714 (237 amino acids)
Source: RefSeq, a predicted model, not a curated record
AUGGAUUUACUCAAAGAGGAAAAUGAAUGUUUGAAGAAUGCAAAUGAGAAAUUAAAGAAAAUUAUAUCUAAAUAUAAUUGUCCUCUUGAAAAAACUGAGACUGGUUUAAAUAAAACAAAUACUCUUGGUGCAAUAAAAUCUUUUCAAGAUUGUCCUGUCAAUUAUAAACCAAUAAGUUCACUUGAAGAAAAAUUUUUGUCAAGCAAACAAAAUUAUAGGAUUACUACUCCAGUAGAAAGUUUUACAUCUGUAAAAGGUAAUGAAUUAAAAGGAUUUGAUUUAAAGGAAAGUUCUACUGUUUUAACUAAAAAACCAGAUUCUAUUGAAUUUUUUUUUUCUAAUAUAGAUGCCAAAAAGGAAUUUUAUGGUACAACAGUUCAAAUGGGAAUCGACUCAAAAACAAAAAAACAAAAAAUAAGUAAAUCAGAAGAAUUGAACUCCAUAGAAAAUGAAUUUUUAUCACCCUGUAAAAAAAAUCUUGCUAUUGAUUGGGAGGAUGAUUUAAUUUGUGAAAGUCCAAAACCAGGUCCUUCUGUUCCAUUUAUGAAAAAAAAAUUUAGCAAAAAAAUUAUAAAUCACGCUGGUAGCAAGGCCACAAUCAGUAGAGAAGCUCGUGUUUUAUCAACAGAAACUCAAAAUAGUAAAUCAGCUUCCAAAAAUUGUGAAAAUGCUGGAGAAAUUUUACCUUUGCCGAUCGCCAUUCGUGAAAAGUAA